UCUCCCCUCAAACGGGAAACAAGAUGGCGGCCGCAGGUCCGAGUACUCGGGCCUCUUCCGCGGCGGCAGCGGCGGCUCUGAGUCGGCGGAGCCGGCGGGGCCGCUGUGACGAGAUGGCGGCAGCCAAGACUGGGGCCCAGGGUCCGGCCUCCGGGCACGCGCUGCUCGUGUUGCCGCAGCCGUUGCUGCAGCCACCGCCGCGGCCGGAGGAAUCGGGCUGCGCCGGCUGCCUGGAGACCCCGGGAGAAGCGGCGGCCCUGCCUUGCGGCCACUCGCUGUGCCGAGGCUGCGCCCAACGCGCCGCGGACGCAGCGGGCCCAGGCUGCCGGCGCUGCCGCGCCCGCGGCCCGAGUUGGGCCCGCCGUCGGGCCCGCGACGACGGCCAGGCCACCGCGGAGGUGCUGGGCGAGCGCGCCCGCCGCGGCCAGCCGGAGCGCUGCCGCCCGCGCCGGGACGGGGGCGCGGCCGCCGAGGGGCCCAGGCUGGAGCAGGAUCCGCGCGCCGCGCCGGCGGAGCCAGAGUUUAUAUUCAGAACACCAAUCAAAUUAAGUAAGCCUGGGGAACUUCGUGAGGAGUAUGAAAGCCUGAGAAAGAUGAAAGAAGAAAAGUUACAAGAGGAGAAAACCUCCGAAGAUCAAAUUCAGAAGCUGUUACCAGAGGAUACAGAAACAGGGAAAAGGAAAAUGGAUGAGCAGAAAAAAAGAGAUGAGCCAUUAGUACUGAAAACAGAUUUGGAGAGUUGUCCUGCACGUCUCUCAGAUUCAGAGAAUGAAGAGCCUUUCCAAGGCAAGAUGGCACAGACACAUCGCUCUGCAUUUGUUUCUAAGAACAACUCCUACACCUUAGCUUUCCUGGCAGGGAACCUAAAGGUGGAGAGAAGUCAAAGCUGUAGUGACACCGCUCAGGACAGAACGAAGGGCAGACUCCGAGCGGCCCCCGCCAGCAAAGCCAAGGUAACAACUAUAACCCCAAGCACCAACCCCAUCAUUGGUGUUCUCUUGUCCACUCAGAACAACCGCUGCCUCUCCGCCCCUGACCUGACCAUUGAAAAGCGUCUGCCCUUCAGCUCCCUCUCAUCCUUGUCUUCCCUGCAGAAGCCCGAGCGCUCCAUUAGCCCUGAGAGCAAUGACAGCAUCUCCGAGGAACUCAACCAUUUCAAGCCCAUUGUCUGCUCACCGUGUACUCCUCCCAAGAGACUCCCUGAUGGCCGUGUGCUAAGUCCCCUCAUCAUCAAAUCAACACCCCGCAACCUAAACAGAAGCCUGCAGAAACAGACUUCUUACGAGGCCAGCCCACGGAUCCUCAAAAAGUGGGAACAGAUCUUUCAGGAGCGGCAGAUCAAAAAAACCCUUUCGAAAGCCACCCUUACCUCCAUGGCUCCAGAAACAGGGGACGAUUUGCUAGUCUCUGAAGUUACUCAUUCUAGCAAAGAGAAGCCACUUCCGACUUUAAAUACAAGACUGUCCAGUGGGCAUAUACUGUCUGAAUGUACUGGACCCACCCCCGCUGACCUGGACUAUCUCCCCUCUGUUAGCCAAACAAAAGCAGAGCAGGGCAGUGGCAGUAAAAGGAACACUGAGAUCCCAAUGGAAACCUGCUCUUCUUCAGAACUUAGAGUGGGAGCCAGUGGGACUCCUUUGGAGAGAGAACAAUUUGAAGGGUCAGGGUCAAGCUCAGAUGCCAAGUUAGACAAAGCUUGUAUAAGUACAGCCAUGAAAAUCUCGGCAGUUAAUUCAGUGCUGUCCAAAAACAGUGGUUUGGGUGGCGUCUUCAAAACAAAGAAACAGCUGAAGACAGUGAAUCAUUUCGAUCUGCCUAAUGGUGUCCUGGCAGACAACCUAGGUGAGGAGCCUCUUCCUUCCUUGCGUCGGGGCCGGAAAAGACACUGCAAGACCAAGCACUUGGAACAAAAUGGCUCCCUUAAGAAACUACGACAAAGCAGUGAUGAGGUGGGUCUGGCCCCGGCAGACCCUGUCCUGCGAGAGAUGGAGCAGAAAUUGCAGCAAGAGGAAGAGGACCGACAGCUGGCUCUGCAGCUGCAGCGCAUGUUUGACAACGAGAGGCGGACUGUGAGUCGGCGAAAAGGGAGCGUGGACCAGUAUCUCCUACGAUCCAGCAGCAUGGCUGGGUCCAAGUAGCGCCUCGUGAACAGUGUCACCUGUCUCUAAGAGGUCUUCGGGCUUGGUCAUUUGUCCUCCAGAACAGAGCGUUCUCACUUUGGGUUUCUUUCAAUGGCAAAAUCUGAGAGGUUCCAGGGCCUUUGUAGUCUACGUCCAAGAAAACUGCAUCUUUGCCUCCCUAUGACUGAGGCCAGAAGCACUCCCCACCCGCUACGUGACCCAUGCCUGAGUGCUUCUGGGCCUGAUCUGGCGGCACCCACUUGGAAUGAGAUUCAGGAGCACGUGGCCAGAGUUAGAAAUGGUAGAGGAAAGAGGGAUACCUUCUCAAACUGAUAGACCUCCUGACUUCUUUUCACAGGGUGUAUUUUUAAAUCAGCUUUGCAGAUAAAAAUAACUUCCAUGAUUUUCAAGGAAGUGGAACAGUAUAGUUCUUUGGCAGAUUCAAAAAGAUUAUGUUAGCCCUUCUCCUGACCCCUGUCACAAGUAAAUAUUCCUAAUGAAAUCAAUUGAGUUUAUGCUUCUACAAAAGCUAAUUAACAUUCCCUGUUUAAAAAAUAACAUUUGAUUACUGCUCUAUUGUUGACAACCAUCUCACAGUCAUUGUUUAACUUGGUCUUACAGGAGACCUGGCAUAUAAGUGGGAUUGACCCCAUUUUUUGAUGAUGAAACUGCAGUGCAGGUAUUCAAGCUCUCUCAACUAAGUGGCAUGGCCCAGCCUGACCACUGGGUCUCCCGACGACAAAUCCCAUGGAUUUCCCACACUAACAGGUUGCCAUGAUGGACUGCAGCCCAAGGUCAUGCCACGGGAGCCUAGGGAAAGCUGGCUAGGCAUCGAGUACCCAUUGUGCAAAAUCCACACUCAGACCAUUGAGAUUGGCUAGAACUCUACACAUAGAGUGUGCAGUUAGCCCCACCCCCACAGUUUACAGCCUCCUUUUCACCACUGUUCCACCCUGUAAGAUAAAGGACAGUUGGACAUCAUUACUCUCCACAUGGCCAAGGGUUAUCUGCAGUGUUGAUCUAAAGUCCAAAUAGUUUGCCCAGAAGUCAGGCAAGAACAAGGCUGAAACUCCAUACUAUGGAAACAAGGUAUCUAGCUGGAUGCAGCUGGUAAAUUCAGUCCCAUGGACCUUUGGGGUUUAUUUUCCUUAACAGCUGACACCAUGUGUCUUUUGCAUCCCUGGUGGUGCUUGGUGCUUCUGCCCAUCUGGGCUCAUUGAGAAUAGGGAUUAAGAUAGGAUUUUUAGGGAAUCUCAAAUGGGCUGGCAUUCCCUGUGCAUGUAUGAGCUGUUACUAUAAAGUCAUGUGACUGGCAUUUAACAAACCUUUCAGAGCUUCUAUAUCCCAAUGUAUGUUGUCCCCUUGAGUGGCCCCAGAAGGGUACUGCACAUUUUCCAAUUGAAAACACUUCUGGAAUUGUCCUCAAAGUCUAGAAACAUCUGGAAACAUAGACUCCUAAAAUGUUAGAACUGGAAGGGACCUUAAUGGUCAUCGAUUCCAAUUUCUUCCUCUUAUUAAGGCAGAAGCUGAGAUCCAGAGCAGUGACUCACUGAUCAAGUCCCUAGGAAUUUACUGUAUCACCUUAUUUUGCUCCUUCUCAGGAGAUUUGCCUCCUUUCUCUGAGCAAAUCUUUGUAAUCAUUUGGAGUUAUAGGAGAGAGAAUUUUACAUUUGGAACCAGUCAGAAGCUGUUUGAAGCCUCUGGAGGAGAAGGUGGGUUAAUAAGAGGGUGUGGAGUCAUAAAUGAGGUGCAGCUAUAAAGCAGAGCCAUUUCCUCGGGCAACUCAUAAACAGUUCCCAGAGAGAAGUUCCAGAGAUGUCUUAAGCAUUUCGAUGAUCACUGAGAUAUGUGGAUCCUCUUCCGUGACUACUUUGGUGGGCAGUGUCACUCACCUGAAUGUAUGUAUUCUGUGUUCCCUGUGUCUGUGUGUGCAUACAUGCAGAUGUGUGUUUAAAAACAUAUAUCAGUCUCAUUACUUUGUGUUCACACCACUUCAGUUCUAGGUCCCACCAGCAACACGUGCCCUCCAGAGGCUGCUGGAAGGUAUAGGUACCCAGGAGAGAAGAGCUGGCACUGGUCUGCGGCAGACAGAGAGGGUGACUCCCUAAAGGCCCUUAGAGAAAACACCAGUUACUGCCGUUUCAGAUUGUUCCUUUUUGAUCCUUGUUAAUGUUAUUGGGAGGCUGGUCUCAUUGGUAGUAGCAAAGACACUUAUUUUUCCACUUGCCACCUUUUUCUAUAUCUCCAAUAAUUCAAAAAAUACUUUUCAGUUGGAACCAAUUUUUGUUUUUGAAAAAAAGAUAAAUAUUUUAAUAGAAAAAGAUAUAUAUUUUAAAUAUGUCCCCAGAGUAAUAAGAAAUCACAUAGUGGAAACAACACAUUUUAACUUCUGAUGCAGAGUGAAACGCUACUUCUUGUUGAACAAACAUUCUGAAUUCUGAAUCCAGCUUCCUGACUUCCCUGGGCCCCACUGCAGUGCCUGCAGCGUGCUGACAGUGGUUCUCCAUGCUUCCAGCUGAGCAGUUUAGGUUAAGGAGGGAGGAGGCUUAAUCUUUAAUCUGCAUGGCUUUGGAGGAUGCAAAACCACUAAGGUAUCUGUAUUUUCAGAUGCUUCCCAUAUUUAAUAACUAAAACCCGAACACUUUUUCCUUCUGAAAAGUUUCCCUCUCGUUGCUUGAUUGUGAAGUUGGUUACAAGUGGAGUUCUUGACCUGAAUUCUUUGGAGAAAAAAGGGAGAAAGACAAGGUAGGAAAAUAGAAUGCUGGGGAGGGUUUCUCAGCUAGAAUGAGACACACGGUUUCACAAAGCAAACAUAUUGCUCACAAAUCAUUGGCAUCUGAUUCACCAUACAAAUUCCCCAUGCCCUACUAACUCUGUUCCUUGUGUAUAUGCAUUUUUAGUUUUUGUUAUUAAAGGGGAAGUUAUGAGAGGUUGGAGGAUGGAGGUGAUUCAAUGGGGAAUAUAAGAACUGUGGUUGCCCUGGGAAGGGGGCUCUCAGCCCUUUUCCAUUGGGGGGAGACCCUCUGGGGGUGUGCUCAUGACUCUGCUGACUGCUACCUGUUGGAAGAAGUCAUCUGGGCCUGUUCAGUCGGUGUCAGAUCAGGGGGGUGUGGGUCCACCCCCUGGCCCCUUUCAUGUAAUUGCCUCUUUUUUAAAAGAUUAAUUCUUUUUCGCUGAGGCUUCCCAGGAAAACUUUUUGUAAGUGGCUUCAUUUUUUUUUAAUUUAAUUUAAAAUUUUUGCCUGGAGGGAGCACUGGUGAUAAAUGCUUUUUCUCUGUGUUUCUUUAUUCGAUUUUCUUAAAAGAAAAAUGCCCUUAAGAGAUCAAAGCUGCUUAAUUAAUUGCUGUAUGAUUACAAACUGACAAACUGAUUACAAUGGGAAGCUGCCACUGCUUGACUGGUGAAGCUGAUGACCGAAGGCUGUGCUGUUCGUCCUUUCUGCUCCGUCCGACAGAUUUCCUGAGCUUCAGACUUGUGCCAGCCUUGUGCUGGGUCGUGGAGCUGCAAAGAUGGAAAGGACGGUUCCCGCUCUGUGGAGCUCAGUAUCCUACAGAAUGUAUUUGAAUGUGUAUGUGGCUGGAGAGUUUGUGAAUGGUCUUGUGAAAGGCCACUUCUUCCAUAGCGAAGAUCUUGGAUGGUCCCACUCAAGAUGCUGUCCAGCACCAAGCAGGCUGCCUUGAACAUUUUAAAUAUUCCCAUUUGUGAAUUUGGUUGCAAUUUGGUUGCUUUCCAUUUUCUAAGUGAUUUUACUAGAGGAGAGUGAAUUUCAUCCUCCAGUGACUGCAGGACAGUAAGAUCCCAUCAGAAGCUGCUUUUAGUUUGAGCCCCAAGAAACGAGGCAGGCUAAGGGUCACCGACAUGGUCAGAGGUCCACAUCUCCACUAGUAACCUCCUUACCUCUUCCGCAGUCAGGCCUCUCAGCUGAGGCUGACAGCAGCUGGGUCUUUUUCCUUUUUCCUGCCUGGCUUUUCACUGACACGGAGGGCCAGCAGGAGGAAGGAGAGAAAAAUUGAAGGCUGGAUCCUAAUCAUCAAAUAUGUAGCUGGAAUGGGCAUGGAAGUCAUUCAAGUCAAACUCUUCCCCCUUCCAUCCCUCUUCUUUUUUUUUUUUUAAGAAAUUAGGAACUUAAUGUCCAGUACCUUGUGCCCUAUUUUAUAUGAUAAUUUUCUAGGUCUGAAUAGUCAUUUAAGUUACACACACAUACUCACAAUUUGAUAAUGAGGGGACAUCCAAAUGAUCUAGGAGACUUUGUUUUACUGGCUUUUCUUCCUGAUUUUUUCAGUUAGAAUGAAAAUGCACCUAUAUCCCCCUGAAUACACAUCCAGACAGGGAAAGCCUCUGUAGCGUGAGUAAAGUGGCUGUGGAAUCUGGGGAAGUGACAUUUUUAUUGGAACAGCCACUUUAACUACCAAGGAUUAAAACCUGGCCAGCCCUUCAUUUUUCUUUGAAAAUCAAGAACUUAGGGACUUAAAUCUUUCUAAGCCAGCCUUUUCCUUCAAUCCACAGAGUGGUCUUUUGGCCUAGUUUUUAGAAUUGAGUAUAGCUGCUUAUAAAUUCUUGGGACUCAGUGAGGAAGCAGGUCUGCUUUCUGGGGUGUUGGAGCGCAGUGGGGUUCUAGGGAAAGAGGCUGCUAAAUAGAUUUUUUUCUCCAAAGAGAAUCUAGAAAUGUAUCUUUACACAUGGUUAUUGUUCACUGUAAUUUUCUGGAGAUUGUGCUACAGAAAAAGAUACUUUGAGAUAUAUAGAGAUCACCACUUUAGAGAUUGGUUACAUUGGAUGAAGGAAAAGUGCCAAGACUGUAUGUGCACAUUGUUGUAUGUAUUACCAGUAUUUUUUUCUUCCUAAGAAAAAUAUUUACACACUUUG
Molecule: messenger RNA, 6986 nt
Organism: Phyllostomus hastatus (greater spear-nosed bat)
Lineage: Eukaryota; Metazoa; Chordata; Mammalia; Chiroptera; Phyllostomidae
Gene: RNF169
Product: ring finger protein 169
Exons: 6
Coding region: 24-2138 (704 amino acids)
Biological process (GO): double-strand break repair
Cellular component (GO): nucleus; site of double-strand break
Molecular function (GO): nucleosome binding; ubiquitin-protein transferase activity
Source: RefSeq, a predicted model, not a curated record